AUGAAUAGAAAAAAAAUAUUGGCAUUAUUAUGUACACUACUACUCUGUGUAUCUAUUAACACUCAACAAUCUUUAGCAGAUAUUGCAGGACUAACUCCAUGCAAAGACUCAACUGCCUUUUCAAAAAGAUUAAAAAAUAGCGUGAAUAAGUUAGAAAACCGUCUUGCAAAAUAUGAUGCAUCAACACCACCAGCAUUAGCUCUUAAAGAACAAAUCAAUAAAACAAAGAUAAGAUUCAAUAAAUAUAGUAAAUCUGGCGUAUUAUGCGGGACAGAUGGUCUGCCACACUUAAUUACUGAUGGAAGAUGGAAUCAUGCUGGAGAAUUUGUCUUUCCAGGCCUAUUAUUUAUAUAUAUUACAGGUUGGAUUGGAUGGGUUGGUAGAGGAUAUUUACAAGCUAUCUCUAAAACAAAAAAACCUACAGAAAAAGAAAUUAUCGUUGAUGUUCCAUUAGCUCUUAAAUUUUCAGUAUCAGGCUUCACUUGGCCAUUAGCUGCUAUACAAGAAUUUACUAGUGGUCAAUUAUUAGCGAAUAAUGAAGAUAUUACUAUAUCUCCACGUUAA
Chondrus crispus (carragheen) is the source of this 564-nucleotide messenger RNA. The record is from the annotation of a RefSeq genome assembly. Lineage: Eukaryota; Rhodophyta; Florideophyceae; Gigartinales; Gigartinaceae.